UCUCUCCUUCAGAAAUCUACCAUUUAGCAUCGUCGGUGGGCGUGGCGCUGGCCGAGCUCACAUUCAGUCGCAUUCGCUCACUAGCACAUAUCGAUUCCGGACCGAGCCGGAGCUCACUCCUUGAAACAUGAAAUCCGGCGGAAUGUUGGGACUUUGGAUGGCCCUCGUCGCCACGGUCUUCGCCGAGGAGACCACUAUGCUCAUGCCUGGCGUUAUGCCUGAGAAAGAGACCUAUGUUUGUACGUCGAUGCCGCUCGACCCCGAGACGGAACACUAUCUCAUUGGGUACAAGCCUCAGGUUGGAGAGAAGAAUGCACAUCAUAUUCUGUUGUUUGGUUGUGAAGAACCUGGAAGUGAUGAGCCAGUUUGGGACUGCGGUGAGAUGACCCAUCUAGCUGAUGGAAUGAAGCGUUAUCCCACUUGCAAAUCAAAUCCUGCCAUUCUCUACGCUUGGGCGCACUCGGCAACUGAGCUCAAACUUCCUGAGGGUGUUGGCUUCAAGGUUGGCGGACGAUCUGGUAUCAACUAUCUAGUCAUGCAGCUCCACUACAACAGAGACAACGAGCUACCAGAUCACAGUGGUGUUACCAUCACUCAUACCACCACACCUCAACCUAAGACCGCAGCCACCAUGCUUAUGGUUACCGGAGGUGUUCUACCAGCAAAAUCUUAUGAAUCGUUUGAGACAGCUUGCGUGAUUGAGGAGGAUGUGACGAUUCAUCCGUUCGCGUUCCGUACUCAUGCACACGACCACGGUUAUGACACCAGUGGAUGGCUUGUUGAUGAGGACGAGAAUGGCCAAGACCACUGGUAUCUCAUUGGACGACGCAAUCCACAACUGCCACAAAUUUUCGCACCAGUUCACAACAAGACUUUGACUGUUAGCCAGGGACAAAUGAUUGCUGCAAGAUGCCUUAUGAAGAACGACGAGAACCGCAAUAUCCCAAUGGGACAGACUGGAGCUGAUGAGAUGUGCAAUUACUACAUGAUGUACUGGGUUGAUGGCGAUAGGGUUCUCCAAGACAACACUUGCUAUUCACCAGGCGCACCAUACUAUCACUGGGCAACCGAAGGCGGGCUCAACCAUAUCCCAAAGUAAAAUCCACGCACGACCAAUUUUUGGCGUCGAAUCGAGACACGGGCUGAGAUUUUUAGGGGGGAGAGUGAGUAAGACAGAGAUCAUCUAUACGUUUUGAGUUGUAUAAACAUGUUGCACCUUUAUUGGAACACGUUCCUACAUUGGCAGAAAUUACGGUAGCAUUACGGUACUGGCUUUUGUGAUAUGAUUAGACUGUGACAUUAGAGCAAAGCUUCUUCUUUUCUCUCUCAAGGAUUUUCUGUUUUAUUUUGGGAAGUAAAUCGAAGUGGUGUUGAUUAAAGCAUUU
This is a messenger RNA of Cylicocyclus nassatus, 1385 nucleotides long. Lineage: Eukaryota; Metazoa; Nematoda; Chromadorea; Rhabditida; Strongylidae. The record is from the annotation of a GenBank genome assembly.